AAAUUUUUCAAUAUAUAUCUGGAAGACUUAUAAGAUAUCCGAGAUAAACCAAUUUUGCAGUCGAAAAUUGUUUUAUGUCAUUCAAUGAGACAAUCUUGGAGGAUGACAUUUACAACCUGAUGCAAGGAUCAUACCUUGAGCUAGGUAGUCGCUUCCAGGUUACCACGUGCUUUGGCGUCGCCUUGCCUGUCAAUCAAACCAAAGUUGUUGUUUUUUGUUGUUGUUGACUGUCAACAAGUUUAGGAUUUUAAGGGAAAAUAUUUCAGCACUAUGACGUCUGAAGAGGGUGGUACAAUGAACGCUUUUAAAGAAGGCUGGUUCACUGAGAUUGACAAGCUGUGGCCAAGUAUAGCUCUAUCACUGGAAGUCGAUUCUGUGUUGUAUAAAGGGAAGUCAAAAUUCCAGAGCAUCCAAGUCCUUCAAACGAAAUCUCUCGGGAAGGCAUUGAUCCUCGAUGGCAUCAUUCAAUGCACGGAAUUUGACGAAUUUUCCUAUCAGGAAAUGAUCUCAUACCUGCCGCUUCAUAGCCACCCAAAUCCACAAAAGGUUUUAAUCGUUGGAGGAGGCGAUGGUGGUGUUGCAAGGGAAGUGGCGAAACAUCCUUCCGUAAAAGCAAUAGAUCAAGUUGAAAUCGACGACCUCGUCAUGGAAGUCUCCAGAAAGUAUUUACCGAGCUUGUCGCAAGGUUUAGACCAUCCUAAACUGACUUUACACGUCGAGGAUGGUUUCGUCUUCCUCAAAAAUAGAAAGAACGAAUACGACGUGAUCAUUACAGACUCCUCAGAUCCCGUUGGUCCAGCUGUGCCUCUGUUUCAACAGCCGUAUUUCGAACUGAUGAAAUCGGCUUUAAAGCCGAACGGUAUCGUCUGUUCCCAAGCCGGAACACCUUGGACAAAUUUAGAUAUUGUAGUCAAUACGUUUAAAAACUGUAAGCAAGCCUUUCCGGUAGUCUCUUACGGCUACACGUCCGUUCCGACAUACCCGAACGGACAGAUCGGAUUCGUUUUAGGCAGUUUGAACCUGGAGACGAAUUUUAAAGAACCUCUUAAGACAAUGACUGACGAAGAUUUAGAACAAAUGAAAUUUCGCUAUUAUACUUCUGAAGUCCACCGAGCGGCUUUUGCAUUGCCGAAAUUUUUAAGAGACGCCCUUCAAAAAGUUUGAUUUCUUAAACUUUUAAAAAUUCAGCAGAAGGAUAUUAAAACAUUCCAGAAGAUGUAUGUUUGUUAUUAACUUUUCAUUUUGAGUUAUUUUAUAUAAUACAUGUUAUUAGAUAAUGGCA
Messenger RNA from Cimex lectularius (bed bug), 1282 nucleotides. It is a transcript of the gene SpdS, whose product is annotated as spermidine synthase. Gene Ontology annotation, molecular function: spermidine synthase activity. Gene Ontology annotation, biological process: spermidine biosynthetic process. Lineage: Eukaryota; Metazoa; Arthropoda; Insecta; Hemiptera; Cimicidae. The record is from RefSeq and is a predicted model, not a curated record. Gene Ontology annotation, cellular component: cytosol. The transcript has 6 exons. Bases 271 to 1164 code for a protein of 297 amino acids.